This is a messenger RNA of Protopterus annectens (West African lungfish), 7167 nucleotides long. RefSeq names its product SH3 and multiple ankyrin repeat domains 3 (gene SHANK3). The record is from RefSeq and is a predicted model, not a curated record. Gene Ontology annotation, molecular function: synaptic receptor adaptor activity; ionotropic glutamate receptor binding. Gene Ontology annotation, cellular component: postsynaptic membrane; dendritic spine; postsynaptic density. The transcript has 24 exons. Lineage: Eukaryota; Metazoa; Chordata; Ceratodontiformes; Protopteridae. The coding region runs from base 768 to 6314 and encodes 1848 amino acids.
GGGAAGUGCCUUGGUGAGUCACAAAUUUUAACAUCAACUUCUGAUUGAGCAGUCAAUAAAAGAAUAACAGAAGGUAUUAUUUAGUCUGUCUCAACAUCUCUGAAGAAAGCCUGGGAAACUUUUUAUGUCUCCAGUAGGGGGUUUCAGACCUGAGUCUCUGUAACAAAAAAAAAAAAAGAAAGAAAAAUGCACCGUUAGAGCAAUCAUUUACUUUUUAUAUGCAGAGAUCCAUAGGAACCUGCCAGCCGGAACGUAUCACAUGUUGAAGCCAGCUUACAAAUCAGCAAAGAAAGCCAAAAGGGGGAAAAGUUUUCUUUGUGCCAACUGUAGAACUGGAAAUUGAAGUUGGCACUGAAAAUUAUUCUUGUCUUUUGCUACGGAUUUCUUUUUUAUGUGAAUACAUUUUAUAGAUGCAGUUUGAUGUUACACAUCUCUCAAGCAUAUAUCAGUGAAAAUCAGCAGAGAGGUUGGAUUCCGGUUUCUAAAGCUAGUGAAAAACACAUUAUAAUAUUUGUUAUAAACCAGUUUUGCUAUACUGGGAUCCAAGGGGAAUAGUAAAAGCUACUGAAACCCCUCCACACAGUUUAAAGAAAGAGGUUCAACAAAACAGAAGAAAGGACACAAGUAAUUGGCUCAAGAUUAUUUGAGUGAUAUGAUGGUGGUGGUGGUACUUUGAAGUGUCUUCACUCCACUCCCUUCCUGUUUCAUCCAUCCACACACACACACACACACACACACGCACACACACUCGCACACUCACACGGAGCAUGCCUCUGAGUCCGGCAGCAGGCAAACAUGAACCUUCGGAAGAGCAGCACAACCAUCAGCAGCAGGAGGGCACCACAAACGGCACGCACGAGGAGGAGGCUUCAGACAGUUCCCGAGAGGAGACCGACUACAACGACAGCAAGAGCACCACAGCUGCAGCAGAACAGCCCCCCGCCUCCUCCCCCACCUCCUCCUGUCCCCCCAGCCCCAUGGAGGACCCUGGCGCUAACCCCAUUGUCAUCAGAAUAGGAAUCCCAGACCUGCAGCAAACGAAGUGUUUACGUUUCAAUCCUGAUGCACCUGUCUGGGUGUCCAAGCAGCGGAUACUAUGCACACUGAACCAGAGCCUAAAGGAUGUAUUAAACUAUGGCCUCUUCCAGCCAGCAUUCAAUGGCAGGGCUGGGAAAUUCCUGGAUGAGGAACGGCUACUAAAAGAGUACCCUCAGCCUACUACCUUACCCGUGCCCUAUCUUGAGUUUCGAUAUAAAAGGCGAGUUUACACUCAAUUCCAUGUCGAUGACAAGCAGCUGGCGAAACUUCAUACGAAGGCAAACUUGAAGAAGUUCAUGGAAUAUGUCCAAAGCUGCAACAUUGAAAAAGUGUGCCGAUUGCUUGAUAAAGGUCUUGAUCCAAAUUUUCAUGACCCAGACUCAGGAGAAUGCCCCCUGACAUUAGCCGCACAGAUAGAGGGCAGCUCUGACAUAGUCAAGGUGCUGAGAAAUGGUGGUGCCCACUUGGACUUCCGGGCACGGGAUGGGCUGACAGCAUUGCAUAAGGCAGUGAGAAGCAAGAUCCACACAGUACUCAUGACUUUCCUGGACUUAGGAGCAUCUCCAGAUUAUAAGGAUAGUCGAGGGUUAACUCCAUUAUACCACAGUGCUAUGGUGGGAGGGGAUCCGUAUUGCUGUGAACUCCUGUUACAUGACCAUGCAACUGUUGGUUGUGUAGAUGAGAAUGGGUGGCAGGAAGUCCACCAGGCAUGUCGUUAUGGACACGUCCAACAUCUGGAGCAUCUUCUUUUCUAUGGAGCGGACAUGAGUACCCAGAAUGCCUCAGGAAACUCUGCCCUGCAUAUCUGUGCAUUGUAUAACCAGGAAAGUUGUGCCAGGGUCCUCCUGUUUCGUGGGGCUAACAAGGAAAUAAAAAAUUAUAAUAGCCAGACUGCCUUCCAGGUGGCCAUUAUUGCAGGGAAUUUUGAGCUGGCUGAAGUCAUCAAAACCCAUAAGCCAAGUGAUGUUGUGCCUUUCAGGGAAAAACCCACCUAUACUAACCGAAGACGAAUCCAGGCUGUCAGCUCACUUUCCUCACCCAGGCUAUUGCUGCGUUCUACCAGUGAUAACAACUUGAAUUUAGAGGCCUUUCCCUCAGAAUCACCUGUUCCAUCCCUAAGAAGUCUGCCACCACAGCUGCCCACUCAGUUUCCGGAUAGAUCUGAUGACACUAUACGAAGCACUGCCAGCUCACGGAGUUCCCACAGCCGCUCUCCAUCACUGCAGCGUGUUUAUGAGGAAAGGGAUUCUGGAACUCAAACACUCAGGAGAUCAAGCAGAUCAAGGCUGAGCCCCAGCUCUGGAGGUGUCGAGACCAGUCCCCCAUCACCUGUCCCCAUACACCGAGGCCCAAAGAGAAAGCUGUACAGUGCUGUCCCAGGCCGGACGUUUAUAGUGGUGAAAUCAUACACUCCGCAGGGAGAAGGGGAGAUCCAGCUGAAUCGUGGAGAACGGGUCAGAGUGUUGAGCAUCGGUGAAGGGGGUUUCUGGGAGGGUACAGUCAAAGGACGAACAGGAUGGUUCCCAGCAGAUUGUGUGGAGGAAGUACAAAUGCGACAGUAUGACUCCCGGCAAGAGACAAGAGAAGACAGGACAAAACGUCUUUUCCGACACUACACUGUAGGGUCGUAUGACAACUUCACCUCAUACAACGAUUACAUCAUUGAGGAGAAGACGGCUGUCCUGCAGAAGAAGGAGAAUGAAGGCUUUGGCUUCGUCCUACGCGGCGCCAAAGCGGAGACGCCUAUUGAAGAGUUCACCCCAACGCCAGCGUUCCCAGCACUUCAGUAUCUGGAAUCCGUUGAUAUAGAAGGUGUAGCCUGGAGGGCAGGGCUGAGGACAGGUGACUUCUUGAUUGAGGUGAAUGGUGUGAAUGUGGUGAAAGUGGGUCACAAGCAGGUGGUGAACCUGAUUCGUCAGGGAGGCAAUCACCUGCUCAUGAAAGUCGUCUCUGUGAGCCGGAAGCCUGAAACGGAGGAUGUAGUUCGCAAGAAAGCUCCGCCACCCCCGAAGAGAGCACCAAGUACGACCUUGACCCUGCGGUCCAAGUCCAUGACAGCUGAGCUGGAAGAGCUAGCAUCUGCACGGAGACGGAGAGCAGAAAAACUGGAUGAGAUUCUGGCAGCAGCAACAGAGCCUUCACUGAAGCCGGAGAUUGUUGAAGCAGAUUCCAGAGCAGCUACGGUGAAGCAGCGUCCGACAAGCAGACGUAUCACACCAGCUGAGAUUAGUUCAUUGCUUGAACGUCAGGGAAUGCCAGCAUCUUUGGCUGCCUCUUCCAUAGUAGAGAAACCACAUGUCCCGCUCCCCAGAGGAAUGUCGCGAACCAUGUCUGCAGGUGGUUCAGAAGAUGAGAAACUCCCCUCAUCUGUAAUAGAUGGACGAUUUCCACGGAGUUCAUCAAUGCAGGACACAGUACGAGAAGGUCAAGGCAUCCCACCUCCUCCUCAGACAGCGCCACCUCCUCCUCCUUCACCAUAUUUUGUUGACAGUGGUCCUCCCCCUACAUUUUCCCCUCCACCACCUCCUGGAAGAGCAUAUGACACUUUGCGAUCAAGCUUCAAACCCAGUGUAGAAGCCAAAAUCCAUGGACUGCCACAGGUGAUUUCUACAGCUGAACUUUAUGAUCCAUCCAGGUUCCCUGGACUACAAAAUGAAAGGCAGAGAAAGGCCCGGUCCAUGAUAAUCCUUCAGGAUUCCUCCCAUAGUCCAGUGGAACCCACAGAUAUCUCCAAAUUCAGUACUGCAGCCACUCCCCCAGAGAAGGCCAAGCGUAAAGGAAAGCCAAUGGAUAACCCUUAUGCCAAUAUGGGCCAGUUUAGUGUCAGCCUUUUGGCCCCAACAAAACCUCAGCGUAAAAAAAGUCCCCUAGUGAAGCAGCUGCAGGUGGAAGAUGCACAGGAGAGGGCUGCUUUGUCUGCUGCUUCUGGUACCCAUGUCAGGGAACCCUCACCAACAGGACGAGUUAUGCAUCCCAGUGUUGCUGAGCUUCAGCUCAUGGCAAGGGUCACAGGUGAAUCAGGAAAAGGCCCCUUCACACCUGUUCUUGUUGGGUCUGCCAAGGAAAAGGAUAAGCGUCUGGAAGAGAAGCGGAAAUCAACAGUCUUCCACUCACUUGGCACCAUAGAAGGGGGGCUGCCCCCAAGCACCGAUGUGCCAGCCCUGCAGCCGUCACGGUCAAUAGACGAACGGUUGUUGGGAAGUAGGGAUGUGAAUGCCGCUGCCACCACAGCACAGCCACCUUCUGGAAUCUCAGCAUUUAAGCCAUCAGUCAGCAGCACACAUUCCACUUUCAUUCACCCACUUACAGGGAAGCCACUGGAUCCCAACUCACCAUUGGCACUUGCGCUGGCCGCAAGGGAACGGGCACUGGCCACUCAAACUCAACCACAACACAUGCCCAUAGCAGUAACUCAUGAGCCCCGAAUCAAGCAAGAUAAGAUGGACAUUCUGUUUGUGGAUACCCAAACCAAAGACAUUGAGCAAGUAGACGUUCAAGGGCUAUUGUCCCCUACCUUCACAUCUGGGUCUAAAGGGGGGCACAGCCCUGUCCUUGGCUCUUCUGUCCCUGUCAAGCAGCAGUGGGACACCCCAACAAUACAACGGAAGGAAUUAGAGAUGAGAAUGCCAGAAAAGGCAGAACAAAAGCCCGAGGACAAAAAAUCGAUGAUAAUUAGCAUUGUUGACACCUCCCAGAGGAAGACGGCAGGCUUGAUUAUGGUUCAUGCAACAAGCAAUGGCCAAGAUGUGGGACUUGAUGUACAGGAAGAAGUACUGGCUUCUUCACAGUCACCAAAGGAACCAGUAUGCACGUCCCCAGCUGAGACACAGCAAGAUAAACGCCCAGUUUCCCCUAUCCCACCCUCCUCCCCUGCCAUUGCUCCUGCAGAGAGGACAUUGGCACAAGGCAGCUCUGAAGAAGAUGUAGAGCCCUACACAGUUUCUUUACCACCAGCCCAGCUAUCUUCAAGUGAUGAGGAGACAAGAGAGGAGUUAGCCAAGAUUGGCCUUGUACCACCACCUGAUGAGUUUGCCAAUGGUGUGUUGGUAACAUCCCCGGGCACCCCCAUCAGUGCUGUAACAAGACCAAGUGUACUCUCCAUACCAGCGGCAGCAGUAGCACCCACUACCACUGGUGGAACACUCUCAGGGAAGCCCUCAGAUGCCCCCAUGGCACCAGAUUCGGCUGCAGACUCUGGUGUGGAAGAAGUAGACACAAGAAGCUCUAGUGAUCACCAUCUGGAAACAACAAGCACCAUUUCCACAGUCUCCAGUAUGUCUACCUUGUCAUCAGAGAGUGGAGAGCCCAUGGACACAUACACUUCCUUUGCAGAUGGGCAGACUUUUAUACUCGAGAAGCCACCAGUGCCUCCAAAGCCAAAACUGAAGUCCCAGCUGAACAAGGGGCCGGUUACCUUCAGGGACCCACUUCUGAAACAGUCCUCGGACAGUGAGCUCAUGUCCCAGCAACAUGCGGCCACCCAGGCCACAGCCGGCCCUGCCCGGCCACGCUACCUCUUUCAGAGACGGUCCAAGCUGUGGGGAGACCCUGUGGACAUCAGACCCAUCCAAAUGUCCGACGACAGUAAGCCAACUGUGAUCAGCGAGCUGAGCUCUCGUUUGCAGCUGCUCAACAAAGACACACGCUCCCUGGGUGAUGAACCAGAGGGGAUGCCCUUAGAUGGGAAGAAAUCACCAGUAGGGGCCUCACGACUUUUCGGUAGUUUAGGAGAGCUGAGCACCAUUUCUCAGAGGAGCUAUGGAACCACUUUCACAAUCCGGCCUGGAAGUCGUUACCCAGUGAGCCGUCGGACCCCCAGCCCUGUGAAACCAACAUCAGAAAGGACAGAAAUCAGCACCGCACGCCAUUAUGCCCUUUCCCAUGGGGGGCAUAUGCCUCCUACCAUCCUCAAAUCUUCCAGUUUGUCUGUUCCCCAUGAACCCAAGGAAGUCCGCUUUGUGGUACGUAGUGUCAGUGCCCGAAGUCGGUCACCUUCACCUUCCCCAUCACCAUCUCCCUCUCCAGGCUCCCCUCAGCCCCUUCUUCCAUUGAGACCAUUCAUGCACAAACCUAUGGACCACUGGAACAAGUAUGACGUUGGAGAUUGGCUGGAGAGCAUCAAUCUUGGGGAGCAUCGAGACAAGUUCCAGGACAAUGAGAUAGAUGGAACGCACCUUCCUGCCCUCACAAAAGAAGAGUUUGUAGAGCUUGGUGUGACUCGUGUGGGUCACCGAAUGAACAUUGAACGGGCCUUGAAACAGUUGCUAGACAGUUGACCAUCAUGGGCCACCAGUAGUCCACUGACCAAUUUUUAAAAAAAGAAAAAGAAAAUUUUUUUAUUUAUAUUUUACACACUGAGCUGCACUGAAGGAUGGAGAAGAAACCAUUGCCCCUCGCCUGUUCCUCAGAGUGCUAUUCUGUUCUGAAGUCUGAAUACUGCAUGAAUUUUUAGUCACCAGGAAAAUGUCUGGUCUGUUAGAAAUCUUGGUUCCUGCCCCUUGCUCAAAAAUCACUGCUCCUCAGAACCCCAACCCUUUCUAAAAGUUCCACUUUAAACCAUUCACAGAAGUUUUUUUUAAUUAAGGUGAAUGGGAAAUCAUAUCCAAGAGGAAAAAUUCAGUUGCCUUUUAUUAAUAAUUAAACUGCUUGAUUUGAGGUCAUGUUGCUGCUGGUGCUGCCUCAUACCUUUAGAAUUAUCCAGAAAAUGAAAAAUGAGAAAAUGCAACUUUUUAUAUAUUUUUUAGCCAGAGAGGGAAAAGAAACAACUAGUUGCAUUGAAAAAAAUGUUUGCAAUUCCCUGUUAGAAUUUCACAAAUUGUGAUUGUUACAACAGAAGAACAUUUACAUAACACUCGUGGCUUUUAUAAAACAAAAAAAAAAGUGAAACUGGGUCAGGGUGGGUCAGGGUGGGGUGGUUUGCAUACUAUUUUCCAAAGGGAUAGAUACUGAAAUAUAUAAUAUAUAAUAAAUAAAAUAUAUAUAUAAAUAUAUCUAUAUGUAAAGGGCAGCGGACUUAAAUUGGAGAAGGUUCAAUUCUUGCAGAAGCUGUCUAGUAUUCUUUAGCUUGAUAAAUCAAAAAAAAAAAAAAAACAAUUCUGCUUGUAUUCCAUGGAUUUACUCUGCUUUCUU